AUGGUUGGCCGUCGCUUCGGGGCUCUUGCGCUCGCUCUUGCCUGCUCUUGGGACAUCCGCGGGGUCCUCGGAGGUGCUGUCCAGGCUCCUGUGCUAGUCCUCCCACCCGAGGCGGCGACAGAGUACGCUUGGGGGCACGAUGAUCUGAGUCCAGUGAGCAUGAGCUACUCUGACGCGUAUGGUGGCUGGGGUGCAAGUAUUGUGGAUGCAUUGGAUACAAUUGAUAUUUUCGAGGAGGCCGUCAACUUCACGCUGGCGCUCGACUUCACCGUUACUCCCACCGACGAUCAGAUUGAUCUAUUUGAGACGACGAUCCGAUACGUCGCUGCAGCGCUCUGCGCCUAUGAGCUCAGUGGCUAUAAAUACCCCGGCCUCGUAGACCAAGCCAAGGUGCUUGUCGACAACAUGGCCUAUGCCUGGGUUGGGGAUAACGCUGUGCCAUAUGGCUACAUGAACUGGAAUCAGUCGACCCCAGUUACUGGACAAACGCUCACGAUGGAAUGGGGAGCACUAUCGAACUUCACCGGUAACCAGACAUACAGAGAGCUCGCUGAGAAGGCCGUUAUUUGGAUCGCGAACUUGCCUCCUCCAUUGCCGGCGUUGCCUGCGCAAGGCAUUGAUCCUGCCACCGGCCAAUUCGUAGGAUCGUACGUGAGCUGGGGCGGAGGAUCCGACAGCUACUUCGAGUACCUGAUCAAAUGGGCGCGUCUCUCAAACACGGACAACAACAUCUUCGCAGAUGCUUGGGCCGCUGCUGUCGACUCCUCCAUCCAAAACCUGGCACGGACAUCGACCGUGCUGGACUGGCAAUACAUGGCUGAUUGGGACGAUGGCACUAUCAUCCACAUUGGUUCUCACCUCGAGUGCUACUUGGCCGGGAAUUGGAUGCUCGGCGGCAAACUGCUGAACAAUGAAACCAUCGUCAACUAUGGCCUCGCGCUCAUGGAAUCUUGCUGGAACACCUACGCAAGCACUGCCACCGGCAUCGGCCCCGAAUACUUCGGUUACUUCUCUUCGGAUGGGAACUACACCGGCUCGUCGCCGUCGGACGGGGACAUCGCGUUCUAUGAGAAGCACGGCUUCUUCAUAUACCCCGGCGAGUCGGACUACUACCUGCGCCCGGAGGUGCUCGAGAGCAACUUCUACGCGUGGCGCGUGACGGGCGACCCGAAGUACGUCGAGCGCGCGGCCUCCGCGCUCGACAGCUUCAUGUACUACCUCGAGGUGCCGUCCUCGUAUGCGGGCAUCGACGACGUCGACGCGACCGACUCGGCGUUCAUCGACGACAUGCAGAGCUUCUGGUUCGCCGAGGUACUCAAGUAUCUCUACCUGACGUUCGACGACCCGAGCAACAUCAGCCUUGAUGACUACGUAUUCAAUACGGAGGCGCACCCAUUCAAAGCGCCGCCCGCGAAGCCCGUGUACGGGAGCGGCACACCGCUUAGUACGAAUCCCUCCGCAUUCAAGUCCACUAGCGGCCCUCUGCCGGAGGUCAGCCCUGCCCCGGCAGUUGCGCCCAAGCCAGUCGCAUCAGGACUGUAAGGACUGGUCUGCAGCGAAAAAGGUAUUACGAGUGCAGGUCUCUGCUCCAUCGAACG
Messenger RNA from Postia placenta MAD-698-R-SB12, 1598 nucleotides. Its product is annotated as glycoside hydrolase family 47 protein. Lineage: Eukaryota; Fungi; Basidiomycota; Agaricomycetes; Polyporales; Adustoporiaceae. The coding region runs from base 1 to 1542 and encodes 513 amino acids. The record is from RefSeq and is a predicted model, not a curated record. Gene Ontology annotation, molecular function: calcium ion binding; mannosyl-oligosaccharide 1,2-alpha-mannosidase activity. Gene Ontology annotation, biological process: N-glycan processing; carbohydrate metabolic process. The transcript is spliced from 14 exons. Gene Ontology annotation, cellular component: endoplasmic reticulum; Golgi membrane.